AUGAAGGCGAACAAAGAGAAUUCAAGCCCUUCAGUCCCAUCAGCAAACAUGGACCACAUAAAGCCAUGUUGGUACUGGGAUAAGAAGGACUUGGCUCAUACACCCUCCCAGCUUGAAGGACUUGAUCCAGCUACUGAGGCCCAGUACCGCCGAGAGGGGGCUAGCUUCAUACUUGAUAUGGGCACACAUUUGGGCUUACCCUAUGGCACCAUAGCAACAGGAAUCAACUAUUUUCAUCGAUUCUAUAUGUUUCACUCCUUCAAGCAAUUCUCACGCCAUGUAACAGGAGCUGCCUGUCUCUUUCUGGCUGGGAAAGUAGAGGAGACACCAAAAACAUGUAACGAUAUCAUCAAAGCAGCUCAUAGUUUAUUAAGUGAUGUCAAGUGUGGUGAGUUUGGAGAUGAACGGGUGAAAGAAGCCUUGGUGCUGGAGCAAAUCUUACUACAGACCAUACAGUUUGAUUUAGAAGUAGAGCAUCCAUACCAGUACCUCAGAUAUGCAAAGCAGCUCAAAGGUCAUAAAGAAAAAAUUCAGAAGUUGGUUCAAAUGGCAUGGACCUUUGUAAACGACAGUCUCUGUACCACCCUAUCACUGCAGUGGGAACCAGAGAUCAUAGCUGUGGGGGUAAUGUAUCUUGCGGAACAUUUGUGCAAAUUCAAAAUUCAAGCGAUGACCUCCAGACCCAUGUACAAAAGGUGGUGGGAAUAGUUUGUUCAAGAUCUCUGUGUUGACAUUCUGGAAGACAUCGGCCACCAAAUCCUGCAUCUUUACACACAAACAGAACAAGAGAGGCCUCAUCAUGCCCUUCCUCAGCUGCAGCAGCCCCCAUCCCUUCAGCCUGCACCACAAGUCCCACAGCCACACCCAUCGCGAGGCUCUGAGGCAGCACAGCCCCAGCAGAAGGACCAGCAGCAGCACCAGGAGCAAACACCGAAGCCCAAGACGCCGCCCCCACAGCCUAGUCCUCCAAGAGAAGCUGAGCACACCAUGGUGGAUUAUCCCGAGGAAGAGAACAAAGCCACAGCACCACCACCUAAAAUUCCCAGACAUGAGACCACUCCCCUACCCUUGCCUCCAGACUGGAAGCCUCCCAUUGCUCCUGCCUUAGGUGAGGCUGAUGCCGGCAACCCAGUGGCAGCAAGUGACCUCCCCAAAGUCCAGAUUCCUCCUCCAGCCCACCAGGCCCCUGUGUACCAACCACCAUCACUGGGGCCUCCACCGCCACUGCCCUACAGCUAUGUGACUGGGAUGUCUAGCACCAGCUCUUAUAUGUCUGGAGAGGGCUGCCAGGACCUGCAAUACAUAAUGGAAAGUGAGGGUCCCCACUACAGUGCUCUGUGCCCAGCCUAUGGCCCACGUGCUCACCUUCCCUACCAGCCCCAUGUCUACUCCCCCAACCCACCUCCACCUCCACCCCCUGUUCUUCCACCUCCAGCUUCCUUCCUCCCACCCAACAUUCCUACCCUCAUCCCAGGCUACCCUUCCACUCUCCCUCCCAACAACCCCAAUUUCCCACAGCCACCCAUUCAUGUAGGCCCUCCUCACCCUCUUCGAGGUUUGGUUUUUCCACGAGUCAGCUACCUGCCUGCUGCUAUUCCCCCUGAGGGGCAGCGCGCUGUUACCACACUUAUCCCCCACCUGGCACACUGCCUGUCAGGGGGACAGGAUGGAACAGCCCCAGCAGAAGGACCCACAACAAUUGACCCAGCUGUGCAGCAGCACCAGGAGCAAUCAGAGCAGCCCAAGACACCGCCCCCACAGCCUAGUCCUCCAAGACAGGAUAAGCACACCAUGGUGGAUUAUCCCGAGGAAGAGAACAAAGCCACAGCACCACCACCUAAAAUUCCCAGACAUGAGACCACUCCUCUACCCUUGCCUCCAGACUGGAAGCCUCCCAUUGCUCCUGCCUUAGGUGAGGCUGAUGCCGGCAACCCAGUGGCAGCAAGUGACCUCCCCAAAGUCCAGAUUCCUCCUCCAGCCCACCAGGCCCCUGUGUACCAACCACCAUCACUGGGGCCUCCACCGCCACUGCCCUACAGCUAUGUGACUGGGAUGUCUAGCACCAGCUCUUACAUGUCUGGAGAGGGCUGCCAGGACCUGCAAUACAUAAUGGAAACCCCUCCUCACCCUCUUCGAGGUUUGGGUUUUCCACGAGUUAGCUACCUGCCUGCUGCUAUUCCCCCUGAGGGGCAGCAUGCUAUUCCCCCUGAGGGGCAGCGCGCUGUUACCACACUUAUCCCCCACCUGGCAAGCUGCCUGUCAGGGGGAUAG
Arvicola amphibius (Eurasian water vole) is the source of this 2271-nucleotide messenger RNA. RefSeq names its product cyclin-K-like. The record is from RefSeq and is a predicted model, not a curated record. Gene Ontology annotation, cellular component: nucleus; cyclin/CDK positive transcription elongation factor complex. Gene Ontology annotation, molecular function: cyclin-dependent protein serine/threonine kinase activator activity. Gene Ontology annotation, biological process: regulation of transcription by RNA polymerase II; positive regulation of DNA-templated transcription, elongation. NCBI's taxonomy places the organism in Eukaryota, Metazoa, Chordata, Mammalia, Rodentia, Cricetidae.